Suillus clintonianus is the source of this 766-nucleotide messenger RNA. RefSeq lists its product as uncharacterized. Lineage: Eukaryota; Fungi; Basidiomycota; Agaricomycetes; Boletales; Suillaceae. The transcript is spliced from 6 exons. Bases 49 to 666 code for a protein of 205 amino acids. The record is from RefSeq and is a predicted model, not a curated record.
GGACGUCCGCGUCGAACUUGAACGUUUUAACACUAGUACUCCAAUAUCAUGGCUCUUCAACCCUCCCUCCGAUCGACAAUUAUUGCGGGCGCGUACGACGCCCCGCACACCCUUGAUAUCUUUCUGGACUACGUCUGCCCAUUCAGCGCAAAGUUAUCGUUUGCAAUCGAUAGCGUUUUGAAGCCCCUGGUGGACGCGGGAGGUUUAUAUCAUGGCAAAGUAAAAGUUAUCAUGAGACUCCAAGUCCAGCCUUGGCAUGCAACUUCAACCUACACUCAUGAAGCUGGACUUUCUGUUGUGCGUGCUGCUCCGGAGAAAUUCUGGGCAUUCUCCCUCGCACUUUUCAAGCAACAGGCCGACUUCUUCGACGGUCCCGCUUCCACUAUGACUCCUCUGCAAAUUCGUGAGAAACUGGCCAGCAUCGCUGCCCAGUUCCUCACAGAGGAGCAGGUAACGAUGUUUAAGGAUCUUCUCAAGUUGAAGCCUACUCCCAAUGGCGGAAUCGGAGUCACGGAUGAUCUCAAAUAUACUAUCAAGUUCGCUCGGCAAAACGGCGUGCAUGUUUCCCCCACCGCUCUCUGGGAUGGUUUGAUUGCCAAUCAAAUAUCUAGCUCUUGGGGAGAAAAAGAGUGGUCCGAAUUUCUUGCUAAGAAUGUUGCUGUCUAGCUGUGAAGAAUUGUAAUCUGCAGGUCAUCAGAAGAAGUUUGAUGUGUAUUCUCGAAUUCAAUGUUUUAUUUUUGCAGAGAAUCAGACGCUUGUCACAAUG